AUGAGGCUCCCUGUGCUCCUGGCUGCCCUGGUGGCAGUGGCCACCUGCACCGAGACCUUCAUUGGGCACCAGGUGCUGCGCAUCGUCCCCCAGAGCGAUGAGGACCUGCAGAAGGUGCAGGAGCUGCAGGGCCUGGAGCAUCUGCAGCUGGAUUUCUGGCUGGGUCCCCGUGAACUCGGCCUGCCUGUGGACAUCCACGUACCCUUCCCCAGCCUGCAGGCAGUCAAAGCCCACCUGGAGGCUGCUGGGGUCUCCUAUUCCAUCAUGAUCGAGGAUGUGCAGGCCCUGCUGGAUGAAGAACAGAUGGAAAUGCUCCGCAGCACCCGCCAGCUGCCGCUCAACACCAACACCUUCAACUACGAGGCCUACCACACCAUAAAUGAGAUCUACAAUUUCAUGGACAUGCUGGUGGCUGAGAACCCCAACCUGGUGAGCAAGCUGGAGAUCGGCCGCUCGACCGAGAACCGUCCCCUCUACGUGCUCAAGUUCAGCACAGGGGGCACGAACCGCCCAGCCAUCUGGAUCGACACCGGGAUCCACUCCCGUGAGUGGGUGACACAGGCCAGCGGUGUCUGGUUUGCCAAGAAGAUUGUCCAGGAUCAUGCAAAUAACGAAGGCGUGGCCUCCAUCCUGGAAACGAUGGACAUCUUCCUGGAGAUUGUCACCAACCCAGAUGGCUUUGCCUUCACCCAGACCACGAACCGCCUGUGGCGCAAGACCAGGUCCAAGCACUCGGGCUCCAUCUGUGUCGGAGUGGACCCCAACCGCAACUGGGACGCAGGUUUUGGAGGUCAGAGCUCCAGCUCAAGCCCCUGCUCGGAGACGUACCAUGGACCCUACGCCAACUCGGAGCCCGAGGUGAAAUCCAUCGUGGACUUUGUCAAGAGCCACGGCAACAUCAAGGCUUUUGUGUCCAUCCACAGCUACUCCCAGCUCCUGCUCUAUCCCUAUGGCUACACCUACACCGCGGUGCCAGACCAGCAGGAACUGCACGAGGUUUCUGCCAAGGCUGUGGCAGCUCUGUCCUCUCUGUACGGCACCCAGUACAAGUAUGGCAGCAUCAUCACCACCAUCUACAGAGCUAGUGGAGGAACCAUCGACUGGACCUACAACCAGGGGAUUAAAUAUUCCUUCACCUUUGAGCUGCGGGAUACCGGGCGUUACGGGUUCCUGCUGCCCGCCAAACAGAUCAUUCCCACCGCUGAGGAGACCUGGCUGGCACUGAAGGUCAUCAUGGAGCACACCCGGGACAACUUGUACUGA
Molecule: messenger RNA, 1263 nt
Organism: Cinclus cinclus
Lineage: Eukaryota; Metazoa; Chordata; Aves; Passeriformes; Cinclidae
Product: carboxypeptidase A1-like
Exons: 11
Coding region: 1-1263 (420 amino acids)
Biological process (GO): proteolysis
Molecular function (GO): zinc ion binding; metallocarboxypeptidase activity
Source: RefSeq, a predicted model, not a curated record